UACCUAGCCACACCCAUAACCAUUUCCUUGUUUAGAAACCGACUUGAUUUUGCAAUUUCGUUUGUGACUCAUAGCCUGAUCCUACAGCCUACAUGGCAGGCGAAGUGUGGAGAUGAAAAGUGUCGCGAAGGAGUUCUUCUGUCUCACUGAUGAGACAGACCAAGGGAGGGCGAGUGUGUCAACACGUGGAGCCAGUAUGAGGAGCAGCCACACUCCUGGACACUGCAAAGGGAGUGAAUCUGUGCUGCGCAGGACUGUGACCUUGGAUUAUAAUGAUGGUGAUGACUAUGAUGAUACAGAAGGAAUCGCUGAACAUACAACAAAACCAGAAGUCACAGAAGAAUGGAUGUCAGUCAUGGGGGCAAAACUCCCAGAGUUACCAGUUCAUAAAAAGGAGACCUCACGAACGAAAUGUGAGUCUCCAAAAGAAUAUAUUCAGCUCCAAAGGGAUAAAGGGAUGAGUGUACCAGAAACACAGACAAGGAUGAAAGAUCAGGCCAAGAUAGUGUUACCACUAAAGCCUUUCAGUGAGGGAUAUGAGGCUGCAUUCCUCAGGGACAGAAUGCGAAGGCUCUGCAGAAGAUCAGGACCUCCUUUCUCGCUGUUCUCCCCUACGGAAAGCCUGGGGGACAUACUGUACAGGAAAACCAAGCAUGUGUUUGACUACACAGUCACGGACAUGAAAGACAAAAAGCCUGAUGUUUCAAGGUGUGGUUCCAAUCUAAACCAAUGUGUUAGACCAGCCCUUCCAGUACAGAAAGGCUUCAAUGUAUCCACAUCUAGGUACAGCCAGAGAAAGGAACAAUCAAUUGAUCAGAUGACGGUGAUCAGAAAAGAUCAUGUCGGUAGGCCUUUACUAAUGCUGAAAGGCAAUGCAAGUCUAACCAACAGUGAUGGAAGCAGCAACACGGAUUCAUUUGCUUAUUCACCCAGACUCACAAAGGGUAAACCAUCAACCUCCUCUCAGCCAGGACCUGACACCAGGAUCCCACCAGUAGUAACCAGGAAGCAUUCUGACAUCAUCAGAGAGGAAAGAAAGAGGCACUACUACAAAGACCUGUGUCAGCAGGUGGAGGAGAAGAGACAACAAAAAGCGAAGGAGAGGAGAAGGAUUACCACCGCCGAACAAACUCACAAUGAGACAAUGCAGUUCUUCACCUGGGGGAUGCCAGGGAGCGGAGCCCCAAACUACCACCUGGACUCUGUGAGAAGGAACAAGUUCAGUUCCACAGAAAUGAUACCCCAGGAACAGCUCCGUUGUAAAGGCUUCAGCGGGAUCCCUUUUCAUCUGCAUGUCAAAUGAUGGCCAUUUUAUGGUCGUCCCCCCCAGCCCAGACGAUUGAUGCUCAGCUCAGACAACUGAUAAACCCAUUAAACUAACGCAGUAGUAGACCAAACUCUGCGCUCUGCUGACUUUUGUCCCAUAGGUGAUAGAUAAGUCAUCAAUUAGCUGGAUUUCAGCACUCCUUGGCACUUAUAUCCAUUGAUUAAUUUACUGUUUCAAACUCCCAUAUGUGCAUAACCACACUCAAAACAAUUCUGGAUCCGCACAUUCUGAUGGUGUUCAAAUCAGUUGUGAUGGUAGGGAUGCACAUAAACAGUUAUAUAUACACACACACACACACACACAUAAAUGCUACAGUGGUAAUUGACAGAUCAAUAGCAUGGUGAGAUAAUGAAUAGAAACAGUGGCUCACUAAAUAUAAGAUUGUACACAAAAAAAGCUGGUCGUGAAAGCGAAAAGAUACUGACUGUCUGCCUACAGUCAAAAAAUUCUUCUUCUUUUUUUGUCAUCAUAUUUUUAACCGUUUUAUAUGAGUAAUUUUGUAUAUAUAUUGAAGCCAGAGUUGUAGUGAAAUAAAACCCUC
Molecule: messenger RNA, 1868 nt
Organism: Oncorhynchus nerka (sockeye salmon)
Lineage: Eukaryota; Metazoa; Chordata; Actinopteri; Salmoniformes; Salmonidae
Exons: 15
Coding region: 113-1303 (396 amino acids)
Source: RefSeq, a predicted model, not a curated record